Orcinus orca (killer whale) is the source of this 12448-nucleotide messenger RNA. It is a transcript of the gene ZNF609, whose product is annotated as zinc finger protein 609. NCBI's taxonomy places the organism in Eukaryota, Metazoa, Chordata, Mammalia, Artiodactyla, Delphinidae. The record is from RefSeq and is a predicted model, not a curated record. Gene Ontology annotation, biological process: regulation of transcription by RNA polymerase II. Gene Ontology annotation, cellular component: nucleus. The transcript has 10 exons. Bases 1574 to 5851 code for a protein of 1425 amino acids.
CACACACACGCACACACACCUUUUGCAUGUGUAUUUGGAGAUAUAAAGGGAUUUUAUGACCUGGCUGUAUCCCCAAGUCACAUACUCUCUUGAAUGGCACUGUUGAAGGAUGCCUCAGGGUAAGGGAAAGGAAAGAUAAAAACUGCAGAGCUGGGAAUUCCCUGGUGGUUCAGUGGUUAGGACUCUGCACUUCCACUGCAGGGGGCACAGGUUUGAUCCCUGGUCAGGAAACUAAGAUCACACAUGCUGCGCAGCCAAAAAAACCCUGCAGAGCUAAGAUGGUCAAGGACAUAAUUGAGGCUAAGACUUGAGAAUUAAGAUAAAUUUCUUUUCACAACGGAAGGGGGUGGACGUUUUAGGGAAGAGGUGGUGAAAAGUAUGAUAAGUUUCAUGAGUGAGAGGUGAGUGGGAGGGUUCACUUAAACAAGGACAGGAUGCCUACUAGAUAGAGUGCUGGGCAAUCAGAUGAAUAGCAGAUAAGAUAAAAGUUACAAUAGUUGGAAUGGUGGGUUGGAAAAGAACCGUAGGACUUUUAGAUAAUACAAGGCAACAAGAUUUGGUGAUAUGGGGUGGUGAGGUGAAAAGUGAUAUUAGAAGGAUUUGAAUUAAUCCUUUGAAUUUGGGUACUUUUAGGAGGAAAACUAGUGGUAAUCCUACAAAAGAAAUUGGAGAACAAAGGAUAAAAAAUUAGGGGAUUGAUACUUUGCUGAACCAAGGGAUAAAAUGGGUGAAACACGAUGAGCUGUGCUUGCUCUUCUGUUCUUUGUGGAUGUUCACGUUCCGACCCCUUGUGACCCUUUCCUCUCCCCACGGUUGGACACCUACAGAAUUGAUGUCUUCCGCAUUUAAGGUAUGAUACUUCCCCAGAGACCUCUCUGCGAGGAAGUCUGGUCCAGCGAGAGUUCUUUCCACGAGGAGAGAGCGUUAGGUUCGAGCUCUCCAAUCCAGGUUUCUUUGAGUUUAUCUCUGUUUUAACCGGCUCGCCGGGUUUUCCAGCAUUCCCAGAGCUCCGAGUCUCUAAUCCGGGCUCCGAGUCUCUAAUCCGGGCUCCGUGUGACCGCGCGUUCCGAGACCCAGGAUUUGGUUCGUCCAUCCAUGUUCCGGGUUUCCCCUGCGCUCUACCGCUCCAGACUGCACACCAGCCCGGGAUCCGGAUCCGAGGGCCCGGUAGUCCAGUGUCCGGGUCUUGCGGGCGGCCCUGGUUGUCCCGGAUCGCGGCGGCGGCGGCGGUGGCGGCGGCGGAGGGACCCGCGGCCCCGGACACAGCGGCACCGGCGGGCGGGGCGGAGCGGCGCGAGGAGGGGGCGGAGAGCCGGAGACGAGGCGGGGUGGGGUGGGGGGGAGGGGCCGCGGGAACGGAUGGCGGCCUGGGCCCCGUAGCAGCGGCGGCUCGACGGCCCGGGGCCCGGGCGGGCGGAGGUGGCGGCUCCCGGGACCGGCCGCGCGCAAUGAUGUUGUCCACUGGGCAUAUACUGACCAAUGUGGCAGGUCUGAGAACAUAGCUGAAGCUGAAAAUAGGAAAGCUGGGGGCAAGGAAGAGCCUUGAAUCUUGAGGUGGGACGUUGACUCUAAGAUGUCCUUGAGCAGUGGAGCCUCCGGAGGGAAAGGAGUGGAUGCAAACCCGGUUGAGACAUACGACAGUGGGGAUGAAUGGGACAUUGGAGUAGGGAAUCUCAUCAUUGACCUGGACGCCGAUCUGGAAAAGGACCAGCAGAAACUGGAAAUGUCAGGCUCAAAGGAGGUGGGGAUACCAGCUCCCAAUGCUGUGGCUACACUACCAGACAACAUCAAGUUUGUGACCCCAGUGCCAGGUCCUCAAGGGAAGGAAGGCAAAUCAAAAUCUAAAAGGAAUAAGAGUGGCAAAGACACUAGCAAACCCACUCCAGGGACGUCCCUGUUCACUCCAAGUGAGGGGGCAGCUAGCAAGAAAGAGGUGCAGGGACGCUCAGGAGAUGGUGCCAAUGCAGGAAGCCUGGUUGCUGCUAUUGCUCCCAAGGGCUCAGAGAAGGCGGCUAAGGCAUCCCGCAGUGUAGCCGGCUCCAAAAAGGAGAAGGAGAACAGCUCAUCUAAGAGCAAGAAGGAGAGAAGCGAAGGAGUGGGGACUUGUUCAGAAAAGGAUCCUGGGGUCCUCCAGCCAGUUCCCUUGGGAGGACGUGGUGGUCAGUAUGAUGGAAGCACAGGGGUGGAUCCAGGAGCUGUGGAGCCACUUGGGAGUAUAGCUAUUGAGCCUGGGGCAGCGCUCAACCCUUUGGGAGCUAAACCGGAGCCAGAGGAAGGGGAGAAUGAGUGUCGCCCGCUAAAGAAAGUCAAGUCUGAAAAGAUGGAGUCCCCUGUCUCCACACCAGCAGUGCUGCCACUGCACCUUUUGGUGCCAGUGGUCAAUAAUGACAUCGCAUCCCCCUGUGAGCAGAUCAUGGUUCGUACCCGAUCAGUUGGGGUCAACACAUGUGAUGUGGCUCUGGCCACAGAGCCCGAGUGCCUGGGCCCCUGCGAACCUGGGACAAGCGUCAACCUUGAGGGCAUCGUGUGGCAGGAAACAGAAGAUGGGAUGUUGGUGGUGAAUGUAACAUGGAGGAACAAGACUUACGUAGGUACACUUCUUGACUGCACACGACAUGACUGGGCACCCCCCAGGUUCUGUGACUCUCCCACCAGUGACUUGGAAAUGCGCAAUGGUCGGGGUAGAGGCAAACGCAUGCGUCCCAACAGUAACACACCUGUCAAUGAGACAGCCACAGCCUCUGACAGCAAAGGGACCAGCAGUAGCAGCAAAACCCGAGCAGGAGCCAAUAGCAAAGGCCGUCGGGGCAGCCAGAAUUCUUCGGAACAUCGCCCAGCUGCCAGCAGCACCUCUGAGGAUGUCAAGGCCAGCCCUUCCUCAGCUACUAAGCGGAAAAACAAACCCCUUUCAGACAUGGAGCUGAAUUCUAGCUCAGAGGACUCCAAAGGGAGCAAGCGUGUCCGUACUAAUUCCAUGGGCUCAGCCACUGGCCCCCUCCCUGGGACCAAAGUGGAACCCACUGUUCUAGACAGAAAUUGUCCUUCCCCAGUCCUGAUUGACUGUCCCCACCCAAACUGCAACAAAAAGUACAAGCACAUCAAUGGACUUAAGUACCACCAAGCUCAUGCCCAUACAGAUGACGACAGCAAGCCAGAAGCAGAUGGAGACAGUGAGUACGGAGAGGAGCCCACCCUACAUGCAGACCUCGGGAGCUGCAAUGGUGCAUCUGUCUCACAAAAAGGUUCCUUGUCCCCUGCCCGCUCCGCUACCCCCAAAGUUCGGCUCAUAGAGCCCCAUAGCCCUUCUCCUUCAAGCAAAUUCAGCACAAAAGGCCUCUGUAAGAAAAAGCUGAGUGGGGAAGGGGACCCAGAUCUCGGGGCCUUAUCCAAUGAUGGCUCUGAUGAUGGACCCUCAGUAAUGGAUGAAACAAGCAAUGACGCCUUUGAAUCUUUGGAAAGGAAGUGUAUGGAAAAAGAAAAAUGUAAAAAGCCCUCUAGUUUGAAACCUGAAAAGAUUCCUUCCAAAAGUUUAAAGUCAGCCCGGCCCAUUGCCCCUGCCAUCCCCCCACAGCAGAUUUACACCUUCCAGACAGCCACCUUCACAGCAGCAAGCCCAGGCUCCUCCUCAGGCUUGACCACCACAGUGGUCCAGGCCAUGCCCAACAGCCCCCAGCUGAAGCCCAUUCAGCCCAAGCCCACUGUGAUGGGAGAACCUUUCACAGUCAACCCUGCCUUGACUCCAGCCAAGGACAAGAAAAAGAAAGACAAAAAAAAGAAGGAAUCUUCAAAGGAACUUGAAAGUCCUCUGACCCCUGGGAAGGUGUGUCGAGCAGAAGAAGGCAAAAGCCCAUUCAGGGAAUCAUCAGGAGAUGGGAUGAAGAUGGAGGUGCUCCUAAAUGGCUCCUCAGACCCCCACCAGAGCCGACUGGCUAGCAUCAAGGCGGAAGCUGACAAGAUCUACAGCUUCACGGACAAUGCUCCCAGCCCUUCAAUUGGAGGCUGUAGCCGCCUAGAUAGCACUACCCCUACCCAGCCCAUGACCCCCUUACAUGUAGUGACCCAGAAUGGGGCUGAAGCCAGCUCAGUCAAAACCAACAGCCCUGCAUACUCCGACAUCUCUGAUGCGGGGGAGGAUGGGGAGGGCAAAGUGGAAAGCGUCAAAUCAAAGGACCCUGAACAGUUGGCUAAGGACGGGGCCAAGAAAACCCUUUUCCCCCCUCAGCCACAGAGCAAAGACUCACCAUAUUACCAAGGCUUUGAGAGUUACUACUCUCCAAGUUACACACAAUCCAGCCCAGGGGCUCUGAACCCCAGCAGCCAGGCAGGAGUGGAGAGCCAGGCCCUGAAGACAAAAAAGGAUGAGGAGCCUGAGAGCAUAGAGGGUAAAGUGAAGAACGAUGCCUGUGAGGAAAAGAAACCAGAGCUGAGCAGUUCCAGUCAGCAGCCCUCCGUCAUCCAGCAACGUCCCAACAUGUACAUGCAGUCCCUGUACUACAACCAGUAUGCCUAUGUGCCCCCCUAUGGCUACAGCGACCAGAGCUACCACACCCACCUCCUGAGCACUAACACAGCCUACCGGCAGCAGUAUGAAGAACAGCAGAAACGGCAGAGCUUGGAGCAGCAGCAGCGGGGACUGGAUAAGAAGGCAGAGAUGGGCCUGAAGGAGCGGGAGGCAGCACUCAAGGAAGAAUGGAAGCAAAAGCCGUCAGUUCCACCAAGUCUCACCAAGGCCCCCAGCCUGACAGACCUGGUGAAGUCAGGACCCGGGAAGGCCAAGGAGCAAGGGGCUGACCCUGCCAAAUCAGUCAUUAUUCCCAAGUUGGAUGACUCUUCCAAGCUCCCCAGCCAGGCCCCGGAAGGACUUAAAGUAAAGCUGAGUGAGGCCAGCCACCUAGGCAAGGAGGCCUCUGAGGCGAAGACAGGUGCCGAGUGUGGCCGACAGGCAGAGGUGGAUCCAAUACUCUGGUACCGACAGGAAGCAGAGCCCCGGAUGUGGACAUAUGUUUAUCCUGCUAAGUACUCAGACAUCAAGUCAGAGGAUGAGCGGUGGAAGGAGGAGCGGGACCGCAAACUGAAGGAGGAAAGGAGUCGGAGUAAGGACUCUGUGCCCAAGGAGGACGGGAAGGAAAGCACAAGUAGUGACUGCAAGCUGCCCACGUCUGAGGAAUCCCGCCUCGGGAGCAAGGAGCCCCGACCAGGUGUCCACGUGCCUGUGUCCUCUCCCCUCACCCAGCACCAGUCCUACAUCCCCUACAUGCACGGCUACUCCUACAGCCAGUCCUAUGACCCCAACCACCCCAGCUACCGGGGUAUGCCUGCCGUGAUGAUGCAGAACUACCCAGGUACGGCACCAAAUUCCAGCUGCUGUUCCAUUCAGUGGGAAGGUUCCUACCUGCCUUCCAGCUACUCUUUCUCCCCGUAUGGCAGCAAGGUCUCAGGGGGUGAAGAUGCUGACAAGGCACGAGCCAGCCCCAGUGUCAGUUGUAAAUCCAGCUCAGAGUCCAAAGCCCUGGACCUCUUGCAGCAGCAUGCCAGUCAUUACAAGAGCAAGUCUCCCACGAUAAGUGAUAAAACUUCUCAGGAGAGAGAUCGGGGAGGCUGUGGGGCGGUUGGGGGUGGUGGCAGCUGUAGCAGCGUCGGGGGAGCAGGCGGGGGUGAAAGGAGUGUUGACCGGCCCCGAACCUCCCCUUCUCAGCGCCUGAUGUCCACACACCACCACCACCACCACUUGGGGUACUCACUGCUCCCAGCACAGUACAACUUACCCUAUGCAGCAGGGCUUUCUUCUACAGCCAUUGUUGCCAGCCAGCAAGGCUCCACUCCUUCACUCUACCCACCCCCCCGGAGGUGAGAAUGAAAGAACACCAAGUGCCCGGAUAAAGUCAGCUUCACGGGCCCAGACUGGCUCACCCAAGGAGGUGCUGGAGGUGCCAUUUAGACAUCAGUUAAAUGGUAUUGAUCAUCCUGUUUGCCGCUCCCACCAUGACUGAAGGCAGACCCUUGGUUAUCUCGCCUCCACCAGACCCCCGGACUCCCUGACCCUCCCUCUUCCUCAGGAGCUGGAGAGCCGGUACUUAGCAAAAAUAUUUAUUCUCUUGGCCACAGUAGUGACUCUUGUGGCCUCUGUGGAGGUGAAGGCACGGGGAGCAACCAGGGGAACAGGGCCUCAGCCCAGAGAAGUCACUGGUCUGUUCCCCAAGCCCCUGGUCAGCUGCCGGAGCAGUACCAAGCCCCCCAGGGAGGGACCCCCGAGCACUGGGUAAGGUCUGAAGACAGCACAGCAGCCAUACCCCUCUCACCAUCAUUACCACCAUCACCAGACCCUGCAUCUCCCCAGUGGUUUGGGCCCUGGGAACUGGCAGCACAUGGAGGGAUUAGAAUCUCAGGAAAGAAAUUGGGGGCUGUUUUCUCUGCAGUUGUGAAAACAAGGUCUUCAAACAUGAAGACUUCUCCCGUCUCACAUGAGCACAUGUAAACGCUCAGAGCCCAGCCUGGAAAGGGAGACCUAGGCAUUUGCCCCACCAUGGCCUUGGGCUGCCUGUCAGGCAGAGGGCCAGGGGUCCCAACACCAGCACAGAGCUCCCCGGGGAUUCCGGGCGAGAGCUUGAGCUGGAGCACGAAUUGGAGUCUGUGAACUAGAAGCUGCAACCCCACUAAGCCCUGCUGCUGCUCAGCCCCCACUCCUUGCCCUUUUCUCACCUCCCUCCCGACCCCUUGGUGCCUUUCCCAGGGGGAUCCCCACACUGAUCUUUCCUCUUCUUUUCCACUGCUUGGCUCUUAAGGCUCAGGCAGGUAAAAUAGUCUCCCCCAGCAUGGGGAGCUUUGGAGUCUGCCAGGUCACCUGAGCGCAAGCCAGGAGGCAGGCCCUGGUAGCACCCAGCCCUUCUAGGAGAUGUCCUGUCCAAGCAGCCAUCUGAGUAUCCUCCUCAUCUAGGGCCACAAGUCUAUACAGCCCAAUUUCUCUGUACACAACUACAAGACUUUAUGUAGCUCAACCUGUAACCCCAUGUGUGCCAAUAUAAGCCGUGUUUUUUUUGUAAAACACUUUUUUGUUUUAGGGGCUACUGACCAUGGGAGAUUAUCUAUUCCUUAGACCCUGGGAUAACACAUGCGAGCCAUUACUCCUUGGAGCCACAGAGUGUAGUCAUGGAGCUGUGCUUUGAGGCAGAGACGUUUCUCUGCUCUCCUUAGAAAUGCAGUCCCAGUCCAGGCUCUAUGCUGUGUCACUGGGAAAGUGACAGUGAUUUGGUAGCUUUAUUGGAGUCACUUCUUCCCCAAGGUGUGGGGAGCUUUAGCUCUUAGUUUUUGACGUAUCAUCCCUUUGUCUUCUUCCUCUCCUGUCUUUCGUUGACCUUGUGGAUUGAGAGAGAGAUGAAGACUGACAGACACCAACCUAGGUUAGAGAUGGGUGUUUGUGACCAGAGUGCCAAAAAUGACCAUUUAAGAGCAGGGACUUGGCUCUGACAGUUUGGGGCAUGGAGAUGAAAGACAGUAAGCACAAUGCCCAGUGGAAGCUGCGUUCCAAGAUCCCCAGAGCCCUGUUCUAGAGAGGCUUAGGGUCUUUUGCCCAAGAGGAGCCCCUCUGACCUAUAGACCUUUCCUCUAGGUUUCCAUGUCCUUGUUUUUGUUCAAGUUGGGUUCUGAGCCCUCCCCAAAACCCCACUGAUUUAGACCUCUUAACAGGCCCCAGGCAGCCUCCCUUCCCCAUUCAGUCCUUCUGCCUCCUGAUGCCCCAGCAGGCAGUGCUCUGAGCAGUGACUUCCCUUUUACCCAUGGAGGUCGUUGGUGUGGACACCUUAAUCCCACCUGAAUUUCAGCCUGAUUUUGCCCUCCCAGACUCUGUCGGGUGGAGCCAAGGCCCAUCUCUGUUCCUGUUUGUUUUUAAAUAUUGUUGUGUGUUUUGUAUCUGGCGCUGGCUUUUACAGCGUGCUCUGUACAUAUUGUGAAGAAACGGUUUGGAGUCAUUUUCUUUCCUGUUGGGCAGGCAUGGCCCCUUUCCACUUUGUUCUAUAACAGAGAAGAAGAGCUUCUGUAUUAGCAGGGCAUCCUUGGGUUCUGCAGAAGGGAACAGUUUUUUCUUUUUUUUCCUUAAAAAACAUUUGGCUCUUUGAUCCUUAUAUCCAAGUCUCCCUUGAAAGGCAGGAGCUGAGCUGCCCAGAAGAGCAGGUAAAAGGAGCAGUGGCAGAAUGGCACUGCCUUCGCCUGAUCCCUGAUCCUCCUGGUCCCCGAUCCUUGCCAGGUCCAGUCUUCCCUCCCUGAAGUAACACAGAACAGCAGCACUGAUGGAUGAAAUAGAGACCCUUAACGAGUACUGAGUGAAGGGUUUGCUGUCCGCCCCUAACCUCUCUCCGUGGGGAGAAAGAACACAGAGGGGGAAACUGUGGCACCCAUGACCUGGUCAUAGGGAUGAGACACUCAAGGAUUCCCACCCACCUUACCCCAGCAAAGGCUGGAAGUGUUGGCUGCUAAGGGCCGAGCCCACCAGGCCAAGGCUCUCUCUGAGCUACCCCUGCCCAGUUCUUUUGACAGACAUUGCUCCUUCAGGCCCCACAGAGAAGCUGGAGGGAAGAAGCCUUGUCCCCAGGUAGGACAGCCAUGGCCUGGAGAGCUGCUCUUUAGGAUUCACAUCUGCUUCUUCCUCAUUUAAGCUGUGCCAGUUCCCCUCAUCCCCUUUCCCUGCCUGUACAUGUAUGUAUACAUGUGUAUUUCCUUCUCUUACCUCAACCUCUCCACACAUCUCAAGGUCAAAGGACCACAUGCAGAAGGGUUAAGACGGCACCCCAUGAAGUGAAAUGAUGCUUCUUGAACCUCUUCUCUCCAGGCUCCAAGGUGGGGGUGGAAGGGCUUGGUCUCGGGAGUGGGAGGGUAAGACUACAGAAGGGCUAGAGUGUUACUGUAUACGGGCUUUGAGGUCACCCACGCCACUUAUUAUCCCAUGUACCCUACCACCAUCUCAGUGUCUACUCUGAUGCCCCCAAGAUUCAACUGGGCAGCUAGCUGGCCCCAUAAUUCUGGGCCUUUGUUAUCUGUUUUAUUAUUAGGGCAUCCCAGGAAGCUUUCCGAUGAUCCUCUGCCAUGGGCCCCUCCUGGGAUCAAGCCCCUCCCAGGCCCCGUCCCCAGCCCCUCCUGCCCCAGCCCACCCGCUUGCCUUGGUGCUCAGCCCCCCAUUGGGAGCAGGUUGGGGCGAGCUGGAGGCCCGGGCUGGAGGGGCAGUGUUGCUGUUCAUAGCUUUUGUUCCACUGGCAUUGCUCUGUUGGAUUUAAUUUUAGUCUUCCUGAUUCUUCCCUUCUGUAAAGUGUACAUUACCAAGUUCCUUGUUUUUUUAUAUAUAUAUAUAUAAAUAUAUAUAUAUACAUACAAACUGUACUCUUUUUGCCUUUGUACAUUCAGGCAAGAAGAGAAAAUAAAUCUUUUUAAGAGACAAUCACAAACCUGUGAGGGCUGCUGGUUAUUUCUCCUGGAGUUUGCUGCUGAGCUGCCUCCUCUUUCCUCCUCACUUUUCUCCCUCAGCUUUCCUGAUCUUCCUGGUCCUGCUCCAUAUGCAUCCUCAGCUCCACCUUCCCUGGCUGAUGGCAAGCUGUUGAAUCAGUGUCCAGAUUACCUGCCCUGCAGCUCUUUCCUGCCCAGCAGUAUUUUCCAGCUUGGCCGCGGGCUUACCCAGGAGCUUUAUCCUGUGCCCUGGCCUCUCCUGUCUUCUCCCAUAGAUCCCAUUCACCAAAGUGGCUUUGGACCCCUGGGUACUCUGGGACCUGUCUCCCAGAGGCCCUGGCUUUGGACACUCACCUGUGAAACUAUGCAGCUGGGAGCUCUUUGCCUAAGAGUUUGCACUACUUCUUAAACCUGCCUGGGCAUUAGAUCAGAUGGUUUUUAGGACUGAGUGGGAAACUAGCCUCUAACACUCCCCCAGAUGCCAGCCUCCAGAGUUGCUCUGAUCCACAGCCCAGAGAAUCAUUCCUGGCCGCUGAACUCCUGUGGCUACCCCAUCAGAACAAGGGCUAAGGGCUUAUGGGUCAAGAGCAUUUGAUCAAAUUUCAAAGGGUGGUACAUUCGGAAACACAGCCCAACCAAAACCAUUGUUCCACCUCUUGAACUUUCUCCUUUUCCUCUGACUUCCUCCUCCCCCCUUUUUUUCCCCCUAUCUCUCUACUUCCUUUUCUUAAUUGGCUUUGGACUUGAAGUAUAUUUUUAAAUUAUUAUUUGUUGUAUUUAUUGAAUAAAGUUUUUAAUGUCCCUGUUCUUAAAUUUAGACUUAGUUUGCCUUUCACAUACCUCCCCUAUCCUACUCCACCCUCCCACUCCCAAAAUAUUUCCCCUUCUAAGUUGCUUUUUUAAUUGCAGAUUUUGGGUACCAUAUUUCUUUCCUGACAGUGGUCUUACCCUAGCAGAAGUUUUUUCUUUUUGAAAGAGAAAUCUUAGCUGAGUGCCUGGGUUUCCAAUUCAGCCUUUCUAACUCUGGCUGUGUUAAAGAGGAGCCACCAGCAGAUGGCAGCAAAGUCUCAGGCACGUUUGCUGUCCACUCGCUAGCUUUGCAGAUGAGAACUGUUUUUCUUGGUUCCUUAUCCCUCCCUGCCUUAUAGAUUCCUUGGGUUUGAAUUUAACAUCAGAAUCUUAAACUGCCUACAUUAACUUGGCCAUUGUCAGCAUUCAUGUGGACCUCUGUUGUAAAUAUCUCACUGUAAUGACCACUUUUCAGUCACGGACUUUAUAAUACCUCUAAGGAUUAUGUGCUCAGUGGAAGACAUCUUCAAAGCCCUUCAUAUUUCAGUUGAAUCAUCUCUAGGCCCAAAGUUUUUUUUUUUUUUGGCCGCAAUGCACGGCAUGUGGGAUCAGAUCUCCGACCAGAGAUUGAACCUGUGCUGCCUGCAGUGGAAGCAUGGAUUGAUUCCUAACCACUGGACCGUCAGGGACGUCCCCAGGCCCAGACUUUCUACUAAUACCGUGUGGGGUAGAGGUGCUGAACUCCUUUUCAUGAGUAUUAGGUAGAGUCCAAGAUUAAUGACUUGUCCAGGGUGAAAACACAGGUAAGCUCCACACAGAACAAUGUGAAAAUAGGCCAAAGACUCAGAGGAUGUAAAGACAGCCACAGCUCAAAAGUAAGUAAACAGUUCUAAAGCUGUAGGAGGUGGAAAAACAUGCCCAGCACUUCAUUUGGGAAAACAGAAAAGCAAAAGGGAAAAAAAAUACUGGCGAGAAAUUAAAAAACAAAACAUAGGUGAAGAGGAUUCUAGCCCCCUCCAAUGCCACUGAGAGCUUAUCCAUCAGGCUGGCGGUACAGGGGAAGGGCAGCCAUGCCUUACGGCACUGGGCUCCAAAAGGAGAAAACUACCUUCCUAGGGAAGGUGUGUUCCGCUUCCUUCAGACACCCCAGGAAUGGGAAUGUCGGGCAGCUCCAUGUGAAAGCCAAAACCCAGUUUCAGGACCCAGCCUUCUACACAAAAACUAAGAAGGGCUUGGAUCCUGGUAUGUAUAGCCCCUAUUCUGGAUGAAGCUCUGUGUACAUACCUGUCUCUAGGGGGCUCCAGCAUUCUGUCCCAGACUCCUAGCAACCCCGAGUUUUGCGUUGUAACGUGGCCCCAGAGACCUCAGCCGUUCAUCUGUCCUGAUGCACUGCUGCUUUUUUCCUGAGAAGCAUGUAUCACACCCCUGCUGGGCUGGGCUCUAGACUCAAAAGACAGCAGUAGAGGAAGCUGGCCCUGGUACAGGAAUAAAGGACAGACCAACCACAACUUUUAAUCAGUUUAUUGACACAGUAACACAACACACUUGCCUCCCUGACACCCCCACCCCCUCGCCCAGUCUAGACCUCUCCCCCUUCCUCCCCCCUUAGAACAAGCUGUUCAGUGAAAACAGAAAAGGGCAGGCCACUUCUACACCCUCAGUGCCACUGCCAAGCCCUGGGGAGCAGGGUCUCAGGCACUACUCAGAAACUGUCAGAGAGGGGCGCCGUUAGCACUAGACUUAGCCAGGCAGAGGCGUCCCGUCCCUCGGAGCAGAUUCUCCCACAACCCCCAGGCCCUGAGCUGCUCUUCCUCUUGCCCUCUGCUGUCUGUGACCCUAGGAAGGACAUACCUUGGGCCUGCGGCCAAGAGCGAGAACUCCUGGCCGUAAUUUGAGAAUUGGAGUUUGGCUAGUGUUUUUUAAGGCCCAGGCACCCCAAAAAAAGCCCUGGUGGUGGGUGUGAACUUCAAUGCCCCUAUUUUAAAUGCACUGAUAACGUGAAACAGAUUAAGCCAGCUUAACCAAAUGCCAGAAUAACACGAAGCUGUAAAGGAGGGGUCAGACCUGCUUUCUCCAGGCCAGACACAAAUGCACAGAGAGAAGCCCAGGUGGAGUGUCAAAAACAACUGAAGGACACUGCCCAGGGGCUGAAAAGCCUAUACUCCGGAGUCCCCAGGGUGACAGGAAGCAAGGAAAGAAAAUACACAGGUCUUAAAAACCAAAAAAGAAA